Molecule: messenger RNA, 3201 nt
Organism: Recurvomyces mirabilis
Lineage: Eukaryota; Fungi; Ascomycota; Dothideomycetes; Mycosphaerellales; Teratosphaeriaceae
Exons: 1
Coding region: 1-3201 (1066 amino acids)
Source: RefSeq, a predicted model, not a curated record
AUGACAACCGCCGCGCCACCACGAACUCGCGCAGCUGAUCUCAGCAUACCUCCUCCACCACUUCCGGAAUUCUACUUACCUAAGGAUUUCGCCCAGCGGGACAAUGACGAGCAGGAAGAGGACACCAAGGUCGCGAUGAAAGUCCGCAGGUACACAGUUGAGCUGAACGACGACGAGGCUGCCGGCCUUUUGGUCAAGCUUCCAUCGGCAACGACUAAGGCCACCGGCAAGACCAUGACUCAAGUGACGUACACGGAUCGAGUACGAUACGGACCAGUGGCCACAAUGCCUGCGCCGGCAGGAGGUGCAGCAGAUGUACCACCUUUGGCGAUCUAUCACAUCUGCCGUUUGUGUCUCCGCACGCGAAGUGCAAGAUAUCACAGAGAGCAUCCAAUCCCUGUGAAUGGAGUCCCGCCACCGCCAGGGAUCUGUCGCAGAUGCCGGGUGACGACUGUGGAGGAUGGCUCAAAGGUGGCAGAGAAGACCCAGUGUGGCGAGAGUAACCAGAAACGCAUCGGUCUCGGCUGUAUCGUGAAGGACGAGGACUACGUCUCCAACCAAGACUACAAGGAUCUGCACAAUGGGCGCAACUUCAUGCCUCCGUUCGAACACCUUGGCUUAAGGCACGAGAGCAGCUCGGCUCGGAGCAGAGAGACUCGGGAAGAGCACAAGAAGCUUCCUUAUCGCCACGUUCGAGUCCGCGAAUCGAGUUUGUCGAGUUCGCCACCAGGACCAAAGACACAUGCUGAGUCGACUGCGCAGGACGUUAUCGAUGCCGUUAGUGUCAAGUCAGCGAGUGCGGUAAUAUCCGAGAAGUCUCAACGCAGACCCGAUUAUAGAGGCUUCCGCGAGGGUGGCGGAGGCAAAAUUACUGCACGACUUAUCGACGAGGACCUCCCAACAACAACACAAGUUGCAAUCUACGCGGCUUCGGAAUCGUCGAGGUCACCACCCACAGGGACGUUUAUAAAGAUUGUUGCUAGUGCAUCUGUGCAGCAGCCAGUUCAGCCGCAGUGGUCAGAGGCCGGUAUCAGAAGAGUUGCAAGGGACGAAGUUGAGCGCUAUCGCCAAGCUGAGCGUACGCUGGAAGCACAUCGUGAUCCGUAUGCUCAUGGUAGAAUGGUGCUCAUUGAACGGCGCAUCGAGCGUCCAGCUGCUGAAGCUGAGGUACUGCCUUGGGAGAAGAAGAAGAGUGGUAUGACUGAGGAAGUCGUCAUGGUUAAGAAGCCAUUGUUUCAAAGCGAGCGACAGUCUUCAGGUGCACAUUGUUCUGAUUGGGAUUCCGGUCGAAUUCAGAACAGAGAGGACCGCAAGGAGAGCCAAGUGACUGAGAGAGAAACCACUUGGGUGGACGAAGAGAUCAUGCUGGAACGGGUGCGCCAGCGUCCUAGUCACUCGACCGCGAGUGGCAAUAUGUCGGGACAUGGCCAGAAUAUUGAUGCUGAGACACAAGAUCCUCGAUCGACUACAAGGAAACCGAAGUCCGCUAAAGGAGAGACAGCCAGAGGGCGGACCGAUAUUGACUCGAAGGACCGUGGAAGCAAUCGUUCGGGAGAUCACAAGGCCACAGACAGUGCAGAGCCAAGGAGCGAACGCAGCGAGAGGCGUAAGUGGGAUCUGAUGAGCGGAUAUCCCACACAAGUACAACCCGAAGCGCGAAGAGAAGUGGCCAGCAGUCGCCGACGUGCUGAGAGAGAUUCUUUGGUUCACCGCAAGAUCUGGCUGCCGCCUUGGAAAGACUAUGAGAUCAUCGAGAUCACCGACACCUUCGACGAUGAAAGCAUGCCGGGUAAUCGUGAGACAAAGCACGAACGACGGGUGACUGAGCAACCUGCCAGGCUUCGGUCUGAACCUGAGCGUGUGAAAGCCGACUCAAUACUCGCCAAAGCUAAGGAAGAACCGUCGAAGCCUGUGGAUGAGCACGAUCACAGUCAAAGCCAGCCCGAAACAGGCGCCAGCAAUUUCAGGAGUACUGAUAGAACGGAGGAGAAGCUGGAUAUCAAGUGGCGGAAGCGCGAAUCGCAGGAUCAAGAGCCUCGCCGCGGACCUGCUUCACUCUCGUCACUGGGAACCAGGAACAGGUCUGGUAGACCGGCGAAUAGCGACUCCGAAAAGAACCGCGAGGACGAAGUUGCUUCACAGAAAUCGAGACCACGAGCGUUCGAUCUCAGGUGGGCAGCAGCGACGGCCCAAGCAAGGCCUGGCCGGAGUCGUGAUGAGGUCGAGGACGACGAGAAGACUAUGCAUCCCAACGGUGGUCGUAUUCACGCUUCACAAGUGGAUAGAGCGGAUGCGAGUGUUGGAAGACUUGCUCUGCGACCGGAGCCUGCAGCCACACAUUCGCACACACGACAAAAAGCACCCCAGUCCGAGCACGAAUACGUAUACACUGAACGUCUUGUGGAGCCAGUCGGCCCUCGGAUACAUCGAGGCACUGCAAUAAGUGAUGUUGGACGUCAUUAUACACGAACCGAGGAGAUCUGGUGCAAGAGUAAUGGCUCGAAGGCAAGCUCACGUGGUAUCCCAGUGGCUCGAUCGAAUGCACCUACGCCAAGCACGACCAAGCUGAAGCAACCAGAGACGAAAGUGGCUGAGGGUAGUGAACACAGCUCCAAGGUCCGAUUUGCCGCCAAGGUAGACAUCUCGCCUACCCCACCAGGCAGCGAUGCGAGUUCGGAACACUUUCGCCUCAUUGGAGGGAGCGCUAGUAGCAAGGCGAAGCUGAGAGAUGGCGAGAGUGGUGAGGAUCUGAUCGCGGAGUUUGAGCGUCGUGGUAGGUCCAAAACGCGAGAGCCACGAUCGCCUCACAAUCGUACUGGAGAGCAGGAGUACUUCUACGAACGCAGGGAGACUGUUAGAGAGCCAUCCGGAGUGGACCGUGGUUGGGAUGAUGCUCCACCGUCAGCCUGGGAGGGCGAUUCGAACAAGAGUCAGCCUAAGCCGUUGGUGCAUGCCUACAGCGAGAGUCCUGCUCGUGAGAGGUCAAGUCGCUGGGGGAAAGAAGGCAGAUGGGAGGAAGAAGGCAGCGGAGCAGGACCAAUUCGACCCGAGAUGCCAAGGCAAGAGGUUAUGGACGUCCUGAGUGGUAGUGAGCAUACUACUCGUGCUGAGGUUGAAGGAGGCACAGAAGAUCCUCGGUACGGCCAUGCUCAUGGUCGCUGGCCAGAGGAUCUCUCUGUGUUGGCAAGUCAUGUGCGGUAG